Molecule: messenger RNA, 1209 nt
Organism: Chiroxiphia lanceolata (lance-tailed manakin)
Lineage: Eukaryota; Metazoa; Chordata; Aves; Passeriformes; Pipridae
Product: zinc finger protein 239-like
Exons: 2
Coding region: 1-777 (258 amino acids)
Biological process (GO): regulation of transcription by RNA polymerase II
Molecular function (GO): RNA polymerase II cis-regulatory region sequence-specific DNA binding; DNA-binding transcription factor activity
Source: RefSeq, a predicted model, not a curated record
AUGCCCGGGUGCUCUGAGGAGGAAAGACCCAGCCUGUACUGGGAAGGCGACCGGAACUUGAGGCAGAGCUUUGACCUGGUGGUCCCUGAUCAACUUCCCAGCAGUGACAAACCCUUCAAGUGCUUGACAUGUGGGACAAGCUUCAGGAAGAGCACCCACCUCCUCAGCCACCAGAACAUCCAUACUGGGGAACGUCCCUACACAUGUGGGGAAUGUGGGAAGAGCUUCAAGUUCAGCUCCAACCUCCACACCCACCAGCAAAUUCACACCGGGGAAUGGCCCUAUACAUGUGGGGAGUGUGGAAAGAGCUUCAGCCAGAGCUCCGCCCUGAUCCGACACCAGCACAUCCACACUGGGGACCAGCUCUACCCGUGUGAGCAAUGUGGGAAGAGCUUCAGUGACAGCUCCACCCUGAUCGUGCACCAGCACAUCCACACUGGGGAACGUCCGUACACAUGUGGGGAAUGUGGGAAGAGCUUCAGGAGCAGCUCCAACCUCCACAGCCACAAGCGCAUCCACAGUGGGGAACGACCCUACAAGUGCUUGGAAUGUGGGAAGAGGUUUCGGACCAGUUCAGAGCUCCUCGUGCACCAGCAGACGCACACGGAUGAGAGGCCCUUUCGCUGCACCGACUGCGGGAAGGGCUUCAAGCGCAACUCCACCCUCGUCAAGCACCAGCGAAUCCACACCGGGGAGAGGCCCUACAAGUGUGGGGAGUGUGGGAAGAGCUUCACCUGGAGCUCUAACUUGACCAAACACCAACGGACCCACCAGUAAGAGAAGCCCGACAAGUGCCCCAACUGCGGGAAGAGCUUUGGGUGCUACUUCCACCCUGAAUGAACCCCCUGAUGGUAAAGCAACCCCUGGAAUCCAGUGACUGUCAGUCCAUCCCUUUUGACCAGAAAACGCGAGUCCCCUUUCCCAGGGGCAGCUUCUUCCAACAGAACCCUUCUUAGGGUGUGUGUGGAGAUUCCUGCCUUUGCUGGGGCCCCCCCAAUGUCAGUACUGUAGGUUGAGAGCAGAGAUCUCCCCACGAACAUUGGUCUGGGGGAGUUCCAUCCAUCUCUACUUAAGAAUUAUUGCUUUUGUGCCAACUUGAGUAGAAUUGCUUCAACAAUUGCUUUAGUGUAGAGCACUGUCCUGUCUUGUCCUGUACUCCUGGUAGUUUUAAUGUGUAUGUUGUGCAGUAAAUAAUUCUGAUGAAGAUGU